AAGACAGUGUUGUGUACACGACGUGUUUGGACGGUGUUUUGUAACGCUACCGUGCGAACGGAGUAAUAAGUCGGCAAACUGUAGGCCGGCCGCUACUUAAUGAUUGUGCGCGGAUGAGGUUUGCUGCUAAUGUUCAAGACGGAAAACUUGAGCUUUUAAGACGUGCGUGCUAACACAAAAACUGGAUGGAGGAGAACUUGCGUUUUUCCUGCCGAUAAAGAAAAGUAAUGGAAACUAAAGGGCUAUACCCGUCACUAGCAUCAUCGGCGCAGGCGCCCGGGGGCUGCCGCAGGGCGGGACCCAUAGCCAUGGGUGCCAGACGGCAUCGGAGGAGGCCCAGCGCACGCUGGAUGAUCCGCACGGGCGUACUUCUCGGGAUAUUUGCGAUCUCCACGCUCUACUUUGCUGCACUCGGCCGAGGAACAAGCUAUGAUAAUGCUGCAGGACACAGUGCAUACCGGUCCAGACACCUGCUCGCAUCUAACGCAACUGGGGGGCUCAGUGCCAUCGAGUCAUGUGACUUUGAGAUGCAGCACGUGACCGGACUGUUCGUCGUCGUUUACGUCAUUUUCAUCCUCAUUUUCUUCAUCUCGUUGGCCAUUAUCUGCGAUGAUUUCUUUGUGCCAUCCUUGGAGGUCAUCUCGGAGCGACUGGAGUUAUCUGAGGACGUGGCGGGCGCUACAUUCAUGGCCGCCGGCUCCUCGGCCCCGGAGCUGUUUACCUCACUCGCUGGCGUGACCGUUGAGAGUGACGUGGGCGUGGGAACGAUCGUGGGCUCGGCGCUGUUCAACAUCCUCAUCAUCAUCGCUCUGUCAGCUGCACUUGCUGGUCAGGUGCUCCAGUUAGACUGGCGUCCACUCCUCCGUGACAGCAUCUGCUACGGUGUGUCCAUAAUCUGUUUCAUCAUCUUCUCCUGGGACGGCAUAUUUGAGAUCUACGAGGCCAUUGUGCUAUUGGCGCUGUACGUCGUCUACAUAGCCAUCAUGAAGUUCAACAGUUCAAUCAUGGACUUGAAUUGCAAAAGGUGCCGAAAGGGUAAAGUGGAGCCCCUCGAGUCCGAGAACAGCCAGGCAGAGCUUGGGGAAGUCGACAAGGUCGCACCGACUGAUCAGGCGUUCACGCCCGCUGCGGCUACUCAUCAGAAGCAGACACCUCAUACGGAUCGCAAGCUAUCCAUCAUAUCUACAGCGUCUGGGGGCGUUUUGCCAAGGUCUUCUUCCUCUCACAAGCACAUAUUCCACCAUGUCAAGCACGGAGAACUCGCAGCCAACUUCGCCAGCAAGAGGCACUCCAUCACCGUGAUCCACCACGAGCAUCCAGUUCUGCCCGCCGUGCCGGCAAAGGCUGACGAUGACAAACCAGCCAAGCAAGAAAUGAUCGAGGAGGAUGAAAUCAUCGAUGAGGAGUUGACACUUCGGCCCAUCCCGUGUCUGCCAGCUAUCAGCAUGUACUACCCGGACCGUGAGGUCAUGCAGUCGCGGUGCGGCUGCCUGCGGUACGCCCUCAAGUGGCUCAUGUUCGUCAUCAGCUUUCCCUUCAUGUGCGCUUUCACCUGGACUAUACCAAACUGCAGCAAUCCCAAAUACAAGCGAUUCUACGUUCUCUCCUUCACACUAUCCAUCGUCUGGAUCGCCGUCUUGAGUUUCGCUAUGGUUACCUUGGUAAUCAAGGUGGGCUGCAUCCUCAAUAUUGAUCAUUACGCCAUGGGCAUCGUGUUCGUGGCGAUUGGUACCAGCGUUCCGGAUGCACUGAGCUCCGUAUUGGUUGCCCGAGACGGCUUCGGUGAUAUGGCGGUGUCUAACGCCAUAGGAUCCAACGUGUUUGACAUCAACCUAGGCCUUGGUCUACCCUUCCUCAUUAGCAUCCUCAUCUACAAAAGACCACUCAGUCUUCUCACUGAUUAUGAAUUCGGGCUGCUUGCCAGCGGCGAGCUGCUGAUGACGCCACAUGCAAAGUUUGGCUUCAUCCUCCUGGGCAUCCUUCUCUUAACUCUGUUCGUCUUCACGCUGGUCCGCUUCAAACUCAACAAGGUGGUCGGCGUCACCUUUGUCUGCAUCUACGUUCUCUUCUUGAUCUACGCGUUCUUGCAGGAGGUUGUCUGCAAGUAUGUCUGCUAACCCUGCCUCUAUUCACUAUAGGCCUCUUGGAGUUUAAGUGUCCGACUCCCCGCGGAUUAUUGGGUGUUUUCAAAACGGCGGCUUCGUCUCCGGCCUCGGCGUCAUCGUUGGUUUCAGAAUCAUUAAAGAAAGAAACCAAAAAUGGAAAUACUCCUAACCUUGACUUCCUGUUGCAGGAUCGAGUGUUCAGGAAUGCACACCGAACCAAUAUCAAGCCGGUGUUCUGCAACUUAUGGAUCUAGACCUAAAACCUUCUGACGCCAAAGCUGGAGACGAAGACGAGAUUUCGAAAACCCCUUUUAAAACGAUGAAGUUGCAGCAAACGUGGACACUUGGUGGCAACAGAGAACCCCAUUUUCCAAAUCAGGGCUCCGGCUCACACCUCGGCUACUACGCUAUAUUUAUUUGGGAAGCCUAGACGUUUGAAAUGAGUUGAACAUAAAGCCUUCGAUUCUGGAGCGUAAUAUAAUGGUGUUAAAAAGACAAAAUCGGCGGCUGUUUUUAGUUCAACAUAUCACGACGCUGAAUGUCUGCAGCUGAAGCGAUGUUUGGCAAAUGGCGUUACCAAUGUGGAUUUUCAUAAUACAUUUCCAAAAUUCAGACAGAAAAAAGUAAGGUUUUGAAGCACUGCUUAAACAUUUUGUCAACAGUGUUAAAUCAAGAGGCUUUAAGGACCGUUCAGUUGUUUUUCAUAAAUUUCAAAAGAUUAGUUUGAGGUCGAUUCACCAUGCGUUGUAUUUCCAACACUCAUUUGAAUAAUUACGAUCAGUUUGAAAAAAAAAAUAAUAAAGUUGUGAGAAUGUAAAUAGCAAUACAUGUACAGAGAUAGCGUAAUUUAUGAUUGUACAGCUGUUGUUGUAUAAAACAAAUCUCGGAGAUAUUUUGUGCGGGGUUGAAACUGUUUCUGACGAAAGAAUUGUCAAUGAACAAAGCAAUAUAUAAAACGGGCAAUUCUAGAACACACAGAACAAAGAGAGCCGAAGAUCAAACAGUUAUAUAUUUUCUUUGGAUUAGACUUAAAAGUUUUUUCCUUUUUAAGCCAACACUGGCACGUGUCAAAUCGUUGUAAAGAACAGUCAAAGAUAUUUUCCAACAGUUAGCUUUUCAAAGCAAGGUUUUGUAAGGUAUACAUGUUCUUGUAAAUAGAUAUAAUUAUUUUGCACUUCCCAGACAUCUAUCUAUUUUUCACGUGUACAGACAAUAAAAGUUUCUCGGCGUUGAAAAAAAAAUAGGCUCGUUUA
Molecule: messenger RNA, 3358 nt
Organism: Patiria miniata (bat star)
Lineage: Eukaryota; Metazoa; Echinodermata; Asteroidea; Valvatida; Asterinidae
Product: sodium/potassium/calcium exchanger 2-like
Exons: 12
Coding region: 228-2117 (629 amino acids)
Biological process (GO): intracellular calcium ion homeostasis; calcium ion transmembrane transport
Cellular component (GO): membrane
Molecular function (GO): calcium channel activity; calcium, potassium:sodium antiporter activity
Source: RefSeq, a predicted model, not a curated record